Molecule: messenger RNA, 2934 nt
Organism: Exaiptasia diaphana
Lineage: Eukaryota; Metazoa; Cnidaria; Anthozoa; Actiniaria; Aiptasiidae
Product: coiled-coil domain-containing protein 77
Exons: 4
Coding region: 9-1397 (462 amino acids)
Cellular component (GO): centrosome
Source: RefSeq, a predicted model, not a curated record
UGUUCAAAAUGGCGUCCGACUUUCGUGAGGAUCAGGUGGAACGCUCGCCAUUGCCUACUGUUAACGAACGAUUAGGUCAUCUAAAACCUUCAAAAGAGCUUCUAGAGUACUACAGAAGAAARAUUGCUGAAUACGAUGGCGAACACGAAGAAAUGCUCCAAAAACUGGACUGUUAUAAAUGUACUUACGAGGAGCAACACAAAACCCAAUGGGAGCUAAGGCAAAGAGAAGAAGAAAUAGCAGAGCUACAGAAGGCAUUGAGCGAUAUGCAAGUUUAUCUUUUCCAAGAAAGAGAGCAUGUACUGAGACUAUAUGCUGAGAAUGAUAGACUAAAGAUACGUGAACUAGAUGACAGGAAGAAGAUCCAACACUUGAUCAGUCUUAGCAGAGGAGGUGAAGCCGAGAUAACAUACUUUCAUCGCCAACCCCCUGCUAGAGCAAUUGUGACAGAACAUAAACCAUCGCCUACUAAAGGAGUUGUAGAAGGACGUGGACCAGGAGGUCAUAAGCAAGGUAGUUCCAUUAGAACUGGUGAUAAAGAGGCAUCUGGCAAUGUCCGCCCUCCAUCAAAGGACAGUCAAACACUAUUACUUCAAAUAGAGUCACUACAAGCACAAUUACAAGAACAAACACGGACAGCAAAAGAACAACUUGAUGCUCUUUUAGAGGAUAGGAGGGUGAGAAUGGAGGAACAAAAUGCACAGAGAGAYAGGGAUUCUGAUAAAAUAAAAACACUGCAAGAUAAACUACAUGAAACCCAAAAUUUACUUUAYGAAAGUACUAAAGAUUUUUUAGAGUUGAAAUAUGAAUUGAGAGCGAAAGAAAGGCACUGGAUGGUUGAACGGGAUCAAUUUAUUAAAAACAUUGAAGGCUUACGGGAUCAGUUGGACAUUUCAGAGAUGAGUAGUGUUUUGGAAGUAUCUGGUGAAGUUUUAGAACCUCGUCAAGCUCAACAGUAUGCAUUCCAUUCAUUGAAGAAUCAAUUAGAACAGUCCCAAAAGCUUGCAGAAAUGUACAGGGAACAAUGUAUUGGUCUUGAGGAGGAACUAUCAAGAAUACGUGAAAAGAGUGAUGUCAGCAAAGAAGUUUUUAAAGAAAGAAGUGAAAAAAUGGGGAAAAGAUUGGGUCUGAUGAACCAACGAUAUGAAGCACUGGAAAAGAGAAGAGCGCUUGAAGUUGAAGGAUUCAAAAGUGACAUUAAAAUGCUAAGGAAUAAACUUAAAAAUGUUGAGAAACAGCUUUUCAAGGUAACUGUCAACAUUGGUGAUGAUUAUGAUGAGCAAGUUUUACAGAAUGUCAGGAAAACAGCUGGUAGAUCAAAGAAACUGAUAGGUGAUCUUCAUAACUUGAAGGCCAAGAUUUACUCAUUAGAAAAUGAUAUACGUCAUGUUGGAUAACAGCAUGGCAUGUAUUGAUGGUUAAAGGGUGAUAUUUUCAAGUAUUGUUCAGGCAUAUACACAAGCUUACGAAAAAGUUGUCUAGGAGAAUGGUGCAUGUUAAAGCAAAAGUACGACAUGUUUGAUAAAUGAAAUUAUUAUAAUAAUAAUAAAUUACACCAGAAUUUCAGUAAAUAAUUUAAUUUCUUUGCUUUUGGUGUGAAUUGGCAUUUCACAUCAACACAAAGAACAGGGCUCARAAUAAGGGCUGGACAUAUGCAGGACAAGAUGUCCUUCCAAAAUCAUUUUUGGAAGGUCAUGUCGAAUUUUGAAAGGACAAAAACUGUAUACUAUUAUUUUCCUCAAUGUGCAGGGGACAUUGCCAUAUUAAUUCAAAUUAAAACAAGACAGUGUAAUAUCAACCAGAAACUAUUGGAAGCUAUUUAACUCAUUUCAAAAGUAAGAAAUGUAAUUAAGUUUGUAAAAGAUUUGUUUAGUAUUUUGUCUUAAAAUGUAGCAGGUCAAUUUGUCCUUUCAAAAUCCGAUUUGGCCGGUCAUCUAGCGAAUUUGGAAGGACAUUGUCUUUUGACCGGCCRUUAUUUUGAGCCCUGAACAAAUGGUGAAGUUAGUUAAAUUCAAUGUCUGAAUGCUUUGCAAGAUUUAGAGCUGUUCAAUCUGWUGUUUUUGUUGUUUUGGCAAAGUGCAUCAUSGUACUGAUGUUAGAGAUGACAGAUGUGUAAUAAACAAUGCAUAGGAUAAAGUUAUUAACUGGUAGUGCUAAUAAAGGUCAAGUAUCCUUUAGAUGCCCACUACAUCCCAGAAUUAUGUUAAAGACCUGUUUGGGAUAUCACUAAUUAUUGUUUGAAAAAAACGACAGAAACAAAUUAGUAGAGUUGUCCACUACUGUUAGAACAAAGAUUGUGAUGUGAUGAAAUAACAAAGGGAGACAGGCAAUACAAAAAAAGAUGUCCAGUAGAAACAUCCUAUAAUUCUUUGUUUUUGUUGUCUUGAUCAAUCACAAGCUUUGUUCUGACGGUAGUGGUCGACCCAAUUAGUAACAGCUCAGUUUGAACUUUCAUCAAAUAUCCCAUACUGCAACUCACCAACACCAUUAACAGAGAACCAUGUUUAAUCCAUUGUUUUAUGGUCAACCUUCUUGCAAGAUAAUGAUUGGCUGAAACAAAUUUUGAUUGAAGGCAUACAUUACAAUAAAAACUUGGGACUAGUUGAAAUACAAAGUAAUGUAUAAUAGCCAACUUUAGAUAUUUUGGUUCAGUGACCAUGCACAAAAGAAUUGCAGACAAGGCUCUGGGGAAAUAAAAGAAUAAAUCAAGAUUAUCUAUUGUUUUCCCGGAGCCUCGCAUUCUUUUGUACAAAGCUAUCAAACCAAAAUAUCUUAAGUUGACUAUUUCUUCACUCUGAAUGAAUCCCAAUCAUGGAGAUACAAAACCUAAAGCUGUAUGACUUUUGCCCUAAGGAUAACUUACAAUUGGUUUGACAAAAAGCAUAUUUUGUGCUGUUAGAAACCCUUUUCCAUUAAAAUAAAAAACAUUACUCA